GUUUGAAAAUAAUACGAGAUUACAAGUUGCUGUUAUGAAGAACAAUUCUUUCAUGGGUUCUUUCCACUUGCCAUCACGACCUAAUCUUGAUGUUCGGGAAAUAGAUAUAUCGAAUAACCAAAUACAAGGUGAAAUCCCAUUAAAUAUCAGUAUGACUUUUCCAUAUUCAACAUGGUUAUUCUUGUCUGGAAACAAUUUUGAAGGAGAGAUAUCCAAUGUCCACUUUUCUGGGUUUUCAUAUCUAAGCAUAUUGGACAUAAGCAACAACAAUUUGUCAGGAAAGCUUCCAAGGUGGACAAAGAAUCUCCUUGGUUUGGUUGAAUUGGAUUUAUCCAACAAUCACUUUGAUGGUUCAAUUCCAGAGGAAUUUUGCUACAAGGCUGACCUUUGGCUUCUCGACCUAUCCCACAACAAUUUAUCUGGGUCUCUACCACAUUGCGCUAGUCUACCCUCACCAUACUUAUCGCAUAUCUAUUUGAGCAAAAAUAGACUAAAUGGUCUACUAACACAUUCAUUCUUGAACAUCUCUUCAUUGGAGACACUUGAUCUUGGAGAAAACAGCCUUUCUGGAAGCAUUCCAAAAUGGAUCAGCAACCUUUCUUCCUUGAGUAUCUUGCGUCUAAAAGGUAAUCUCUUUUUUGGUGAAAUUCCGAAUGAAAUAUGUGAGUUGGACCAACUACGAAUCAUGGAUUUGUCUCAUAAUCAACUUUCUGGUCAUAUACCCUCUUGUUUGGCACAUUUAAUUGGCGCUCCGAAUUCAUUUUCAUCAUGGGGCCUUACUAUCAAAUCUUCAACAUUGAACCUUGACACAUCGAACCUUGACACAUCGACAGAAAUGGAAGCUAGAUUAAUGCAAGAGGUAUAUACACAAUUGGAUAGCCAUAUACAAGAUUGGAUAGAACUUGUUACCAAGUGGUGGUCUUACACUUAUGAAGGCAACAUUCUUGAUUACAUGUCUGAAAUUGAUCUCUCUUGCAACCAAUUAACAGGCUUAAUCCCACUUGCAAUAGGAAACUUAAGUUACAUUCAUUCACUUAACUUGUCCCAUAACAACUUAACUGGAUCCAUACCUUCUACCUUCUCAAAUUUGAAACAACUUGAGAGCUUGGACCUUUCUUUCAAUGAUUUGAAUGGUGAGAUUCCAUCUCAACUUACUGAGCUAAACUUUUUGGCAGUUUUUAGUGUUGCACACAACAAUCUUUUUGGUCCUAUCCCAUAUGGAAAAGGACAGUUUGGAACCUUUGACAGCAACAGUUAUGAGGGAAACGCGCUUCUUUGUGGAGCUCCAUUGGAAAAAGGUUGCGAGGACUCUUUUGAACUACAACCAAAGGUACCAAAUUCCUUAAAUGAAAAAAGAGAAGGCAGUUUGAUAGAUAUGGAUGUUUUCUAUAUAAGCCUUUUAGUUACUUAUGUGGUUGUUUUGUUAUCAAUUGGAGCAGUCCUAUACAUAAAUCCAUAUUGGCGACAGGCAGGUUUUAUUUGAUUGAGAGGUGUGUCACCAAUUGCGACUAUUUAAUCUUGGAUAAUAUUCUAAGAUUCUAGUGUUGUAAUAAUGUAACUAAUUUAUGUCUGCUAGGAUGUACCUUCAUCCAUGCCAAGUUUUACUAAUACAAUUCAAUUUUCAUG
Molecule: messenger RNA, 1626 nt
Organism: Rubroshorea leprosula
Lineage: Eukaryota; Viridiplantae; Streptophyta; Magnoliopsida; Malvales; Dipterocarpaceae
Source: the annotation of a GenBank genome assembly